This is a messenger RNA of Tachysurus fulvidraco (yellow catfish), 1273 nucleotides long. RefSeq names its product guided entry of tail-anchored proteins factor 4 (gene get4). Gene Ontology annotation, biological process: protein insertion into ER membrane. NCBI's taxonomy places the organism in Eukaryota, Metazoa, Chordata, Actinopteri, Siluriformes, Bagridae. Bases 59 to 1018 code for a protein of 319 amino acids. The transcript has 9 exons. The record is from RefSeq and is a predicted model, not a curated record. Gene Ontology annotation, cellular component: cytosol; BAT3 complex. Gene Ontology annotation, molecular function: protein binding.
CUACGGAAACUCGAAAAGGUCAAUUUCCGUGACAGUAGCCUGUAGCGCGAAGGGAACAAUGAUGUCUGAGCAGGAGGCUCUGAAGAGGAACCGCGGCGGAGUGCAGCGGGUGGAAGGAAAACUACGCGCUAGUGUGGAGAGGGGAGACUACUAUGAGGCCCAUCAAAUGUACCGGACCUUAUUCUUUAGGUACACGUCUCAGUCCAAGCACACAGAAGCCCGGGAGCUGAUGUACAAUGGAGCCUUGCUUUUCUUUAGUUAUAACCAGCAAAACAGUGCUGCAGAUCUGUCCAUGCUUUUCCUGGAGGCUUUAGAGAAGUCCAAGGCCAAGGUAGAAGAGGAGAUCCUGGAGCAACUGGUCAAGCUGUUCAGCAUGAUGGACCCCAACUCUCCCGAGAGGGUGGCUUUUGUCUCGCGGGCACUCAAGUGGACGACGGGCGGCUCAGGGAAGCUCGGAGACCCCAAAUUACACCAGCUGUUGGCUGUCACACUGUGGAAAGAACAAAACUACAGCGAGUCUCGAUACCACUUCCUGCACUCCUCAGACGGCGAGGGCUGUGCUCAGAUGCUGGUGGAGUACUCGUCCACUCGUGGCUAUCGCAACGAAGUUGACAUGUUUGUGGCUCAGGCAGUCUUACAGUUCCUGUGUCUAAAGAACAAAACAAGCGCGUCGGUGGUGUUCACCACGUACACACAGAAGCACCCGUCCAUAGAGAAAGGCCCUCCAUUUGUUCAGCCGCUUCUCAACUUCCUCUGGUUCCUACUCUUGGCGGUGGACGGUGGGAAGCUGACAGUCUUUACAGUAUUAUGUGAACAGUAUCAGCCAUCGCUCAAGCGGGAUCCCAUGUACAAUGAGUACCUGGACAGAAUAGGACAGCUGUUCUUUGGCGUUCCACCCAAACAGUCCUCAUCAUACGGUGGCCUACUAGGGAAUCUGUUGAACAGUCUGAUGGGGUCGGGCGAGGAAGAGGAUGGUGAGGAAGUUCAUGAGGACAGCAGCCCCAUCGAGCUGGAUUGAACAUCGCACACCUCCAUUACAACCUCUGACUCAGAGAAAACAAAAGAACUGAAUCAAACUCAACUUUUUUUUGACCACAUGUCCCGGAAUAAGUAGCUGCAGUUUUUUUUGGUUUAUUUUUUAUUUCUUUGCUCAUGUGUGUAGUUUUCAGAAAAGGCGACUGAUGCCACUGGACUACUCCUACUGCACCCACACCAUCGACUCUCACUGAGGAAAAAAAAAACGAUGAAUAAAUAAUCUGCCAUAAAAAUGGAA